Kogia breviceps (pygmy sperm whale) is the source of this 1853-nucleotide messenger RNA. The record is from RefSeq and is a predicted model, not a curated record. NCBI's taxonomy places the organism in Eukaryota, Metazoa, Chordata, Mammalia, Artiodactyla, Physeteridae.
GUGCCUUCCCCCCACCCAUCUGCGGGCCACUCACCAUGGGUGGCUGCUUCUCCAAGCCCAAGCCAGUGGAGCUCAAGAUCGAGGUGGUGCUGCCCGAGAAGGACCGGGGCAAGGAGGAGCUGUCCGCCGGCGGGAAGGGCAGCCCCCGGCCCUACCAGGGCAACGGCACGGCCCGCCACUUCCAUGCAGAGGAACGCCUGUCCGCCCCCCACCCCUACCCUGGCGCCCAGGACUGCGUGGAGGCUGCUGUCUGCCACAUCAAGGACCUGGAGAACGGCCAGAUGCGGGAAGUGGAGCUGGGCUGGGGGAAGGUGUUGCUGGUGAAAGACAACGGGGAGUUCCAUGCCCUGGGCCACAAGUGUCCACACUACGGUGCGCCCCUGGUGAAAGGAGUGCUGUCCCGUGGACGGGUGCGCUGCCCCUGGCAUGGCGCCUGCUUCAACAUCAGCACUGGAGACCUGGAGGACUUCCCUGGACUGGACAGUCUGCACAAGUUCCAGGUGAAGAUUGAGAAGGAGAAGGUGUAUGUCCGGGCCAGCAAGCAGGCCCUGCAACUACAGCGAAGGACCAAGGUGAUGGCCACGUGCAUCUCUCCAAGCACUGGCCACAGCAGCAGCACCAACGUGCUCAUCGUGGGCGCAGGCGCAGCUGGCCUGGUGUGUGCAGAGACGCUGCGGCAGGAGGGCUUCUCAGACAGGAUCGUCCUGUGCACUCUGGACCGGCACCUUCCUUACGACCGGCCCAAGCUUAGCAAGUCUCUGGAUGCACAGCCGGAGCAGCUGGCCCUGAGGUCCAAGGAGUUCUUCCGAGCCCAUGGCAUCGAGGUGCUCACUGAGGCCCAGGUGGUCACGGUGGACGUGAGGAACAAGAAGGCCGUGUUCAAGGAUGGCUUCAAGCUGGAGUACAGCAAGCUGCUGCUGGCACCCGGGAGCAGCCCUAAGACCCUGAGCUGCAAAGGCAAAGACGUGGAGAAUGUGUUCACCAUCCGGACGCCUGAGGACGCCAACCGCGUGGUGAGGCUGGCCCGGGGCCGCAACGCUGUGGUCGUGGGAGCUGGCUUCCUGGGGAUGGAGGUGGCCGCCUACCUGACUGAGAAGGCCCAUUCAGUGUCCGUGGUGGAGCUGGAGGAGACGCCCUUCAGGAGGUUCCUGGGGGAGCGCGUCGGUCGCACCCUCAUGAAGAUGUUUGAGAGCAACCGGGUCAAGUUCUACAUGCAGACGGAGGUGUUGGAGCUGCGGGCCCAGGAGGGAAAGCUGAAGGAGGUCGUGCUGAAGAGCAGCAAGGUCUUGAGGGCUGACGUCUGCGUGGUGGGCAUUGGUGCGGUGCCCGCCACGGGCUUCCUGAGGCAGAGCGGCAUAGGUCUGAAUUCCCGAGGCUUCAUCCCUGUCAACAAGAUGAUGCAGACCAAUGUCCCGGGCGUGUUUGCAGCUGGCGACGCUGUGACCUUCCCCCUGGCCUGGAGGAACAAUCGGAAAGUGAACAUCCCACACUGGCAGAUGGCUCACGCCCAGGGGCGCGUGGCGGCCCAGAACAUGCUGGCGCAGGAGGCGGAGAUCAGCACGGUACCCUACCUGUGGACCGCCAUGUUCAGCAAGAGCCUGCGCUACGCGGGGUACGGAGAAGGCUUCGACGACGUCAUUAUCCAGGGGGAUCUGGACGAGCUGAAGUUCGUGGCUUUUUACACCAAAGGCGACGAGGUGAUCUCCGUGGCCAGCAUGAACUACGAUCCCAUCGUGUCUAAGGUGGCGGAGGUGCUGGCCUCCAGCCGCACCAUCCGGAAGCGGGAGGUGGAGCUGUUUGUGCUGCACAGCAAGACUGGCGACAUGUCCUGGCUCACAGGGAAAGGAUCCUGA